Porites lobata is the source of this 8193-nucleotide messenger RNA. The record is from the annotation of a GenBank genome assembly. NCBI's taxonomy places the organism in Eukaryota, Metazoa, Cnidaria, Anthozoa, Scleractinia, Poritidae.
GAUGACAAAUUUUAGCUUUACGAGUAUCUUUUUUUUGUAAUAAGAAAAAUAUUCGUUACUAGUGAAGGAAGGGCUGCGGCGGGCUGCGGCACAUUGCGUAGAAGAUGGAGACACUCCACUCCAUUUUCGAGAAUUCCGCUCGUAGUAACUUCAACAAUAUCGCUAUUACAUUUAACUCUGGCUCAACAAAAGAAGAGUUAACAUACCGAGAAGUCAACGAAAAAGCUUGCAAGGUAGCAGAAUUUCUGAAGACUGUAUGUGAAAAGCAUGAAACAGUGGCAUUGUAUUCCAAACAAUCGAUCGGCUGUGUUGUGUCUAUUCUUGGAGUUCUCAAAAACAAAGGUUGUUUCGCGCCUGUGGAUCUUCAAUGGCUCCCAGAAACGAUGUGUAAUUUCUUGUCGAAUUUAAACGUUAGGCUCGUGCUUGUUGCAAAGGAGCUACUGGAGUCAUUCCAAGAGUGCUUGCGUCAAAGUAAACAUAGUUUAGCAAAAGACUACCAGUUUGAAGUUGAGGAAAAUGUAGCUCUUGGUAUGAAUGGACUUGUGCUGGUGAGAAAACUGUUAGAUGUUAACUUUUCUGCAGUGAGUGCUAGGUCGCUGGAUCUUGCUUAUGUUAUGCAGACAUCUGGUACCACGGGUGAACCCAAAGCUGUGAAAGUCCCCCACAGAUGCAUUGUUCCAAAUGUAACGGAUUUAAGGUGGGUUUAUUGCCAGAUAAGCCUUUGGAUUUAGCUGUAAUGGUACCAGGAAAUAUCCGUAAAUUCAUCCCUUUGUGAAUUAGCCCCCUACAAAUUCAUCCACUACUUUCAGAGCUUGCAACAUAGUGGACCUAAGACCUUAAAAAAGCUGUAUAAAAAUAGCAGUUCCUUACAGGUUUCUUACAAAUACAUGUAAGUUGCUUGGGAGGUAAAAAAGGUCAAACUGGGUCAGUUUGAAAUACUGAACUCUAUCACACUGCAAAAGAUUGGCAAAGUAUAUCAAGUGUGGAACAAUUCAGCUGGAAGGUUGAAAUCAAAGUGAUCUUUGGCAGAAGAUGAGUACAGUAUUUAAAAUUAGAAAGGGUUGAUGGAUGGAUUGUUUAGUUCUCUCUGAACAUUUUAUGGGGGUAACUUUUUAUGGGGCUCAUUAAUUACUCAUGAGAUGAACCAAUAGGUCAUUUGCGCGAUGGCGUCAUUUUACUGCUACGACCAGAAUCCUUUUCCUUUUUCCUUCAUAUUUAAAAUUUUGUAAUCCCAGUGAGGUUUGAAUAACAAAAGCCCUAAUUUGCACAAGAAAGUAAAACCCUGAAGGAUUCUGGUCAUAGUAGUAAAAUGAUGUCAUGCGUGCAAAUGGCCUAUUUCUUGCGGUUCUGACUAGUUGGAGGCAAACUCGACACUAAGGAAGGAAAGCAGUGGCUUCUGCAUAUGGACAUUUUGCCUGAGGUUUACUGUUAGUACUGGUGUGUAUUCGUUGUUCUUUGAGCCUGGUAAAUGGCUGAAUAGUAUAGAAAGGUGGUGACUGCUCAUGUCGGUCAACAUCUUUUUCCAGUCAAAACUUAUUGACAAAUAGAAUGGUAUAUGUGAAGAAAAGAACUCUGAAAAAGAUUCUGAGCUCUACAGUACAGACCAGGGGAAUUGCGGCAUUUACAUGCAUGUACCGGCAAAAUAAUGGCGUGCAUAGUGGCUGAUUUACAUUUAAUUUUUUGGUCAUUUUAAUAUGUAAAGUUUGAACAAAAAGAAACUUGUAAAUUAAAAGCUUCAGCAAAGAGAAGUGCACAGCUAAAAAAAGGAUCAGAUUACACAAAGAGAUAACAAAAGCUUGAUUCGGAAGGAGUCGCUUCUGUUGGAAAAUUUGAUUUGGGGAAAAAAAUGUAACCAGCAAGUGAAAAAAUAACAUUGAAAGAAUCAGAAGCCUAAAUGGAACAAAGAGGUAAAGGAAACAAUGCUCUUUAAAAUAAAAUAAAAUACAGACGUGCCAUACAUCAUGUGUCCUUGAAACAUUUUAAAACAUCAGAAACAUUAAAAAUCAAAUAGUGCAGCAAAUCAUUCUGACUAGUUUCAAUUGUAUAACGAAGAGCCUCAAGAUUGAACUGCACAAAUAUUUACCUAGCUACCCUGGUAAGAGAAAAGUUCAUUCUAUUUUUCCCCAUAAUAAGACUGAUAUUCAAAAUAUGAUUUGAAGGCGACAGAUUGUCGUUCAUCGUUUCACAGAUUUCAGGAAGAUUUUACACUCAGUUUCCAAAAAUUUGCGCAUAUUUUUUCAUGUAUUUUUGCAUGCAUUUUUUUAUAUGCAUGUUUUGUGCUUGUGUUUUUCAUGUAAUUGGUGUGCAAUAUGGUGGAUUUACUCACAAGAAACAUGCCUGUUUGUUGCCCCAUUUUUGUGUCAUUGACAUGGAAGAAUUUUUUCUGGCGCAAAAUAAAAUUAACAUGGAGUCAUAAUGACGUAAAAAAGUUACCUCAUAAUAUUAUUAUAUAAGUACAUGUACUUCCAAAGCAGCAGGCAGUAAUAAAGGUUAAUUUAAAAAAUAGGUGUGCUUACUGCCCUGAAAUGAGGCAGAUCAUGUCAGACUGUACGUGCUUAUGAGUUGUGUUUGUGUCAGGCGUUCUAUGUAAUUCCAAAAAAGACUGGAGUGUACUUCUGCAUACUUUGAUUUGCUGAUCGAUUCAAGCUUUUUUUGUCAACUUUGAUCUUUUGUUUUCAUUUCAAUAUGAAGUGAUAACAAAAGCUAAGUUCUUUUUUGUACCCAAAAGAGAUUGGCAGUUGAGUGUUUUUGCCUUUUUUGUCACCUUUUAUUCAUAAUAUUAUUAGUCUGUAAUUAAAUUAAAAAAAGGGAAAUGUUUCAGCUUUACGAUUACGAUUAGGCCAAUUCUUACAGCUGCACCACCUGCAGUGCCAGCCUCCAUGUUGAUGUUAUUUGCAUUGUCUGUAGUUUGACCGAGACCAUUAAUUUUUUGAAAUGACCCAAUUUCAAGUGCCAUGCAGGACAUAUGCAACCACUUUGACUAAUUUCUAGAUUGAACACCGAUAUUAAUUCCUUAAAGAUUGAAGUAACAAUCAUUGUGGACACUGAAGUACACAUACCUGUUCCACAGGGAAAUAUUUCAACUGGUUUCAGAUGACGUAGUGUACCUUGCUUCUCCCUACACCUUUGAUCCCUCUAUUGUACAGAUGUUUAUGGCAUUUGCCGCUGGAGCCAGACUUGUGAUUGUUCCUGGGCAGGUUAAAAUGGCACCUUCUAAACUUUGUCAAAUCCUUUUUGAUGAGGAAAGAGUGACCAUUUUACAGGUAACACUCUGACAUUUCAAACUAUCUUCUUAUGAUAUUCUUGAUAGCAUUUCUCUGCGUAUAUUAUUUGUACUGGCUUUAUAUUUGUUGAGCGUAUAAUACAGACUCUAAUGGCAUAAACUGCACACACUCCAUGAUCUAGCUUGGUGUUUUUAAAAGCAAUGUAAUUUGUUUGCUUUCUCAGACUACAAAAUUAAUGGUGGUAUCCACAGAACUAGGUGGAGAAUAUAAAACACAAAAUAAAUUGCUGGUGGGGACUUAGUGCCUUGCCAAGGUUUUAGAGUAAGAACUUUUUAAAAUAUGAGUCCUAGUGUGUUGUGUUUGAAAGAAGAAAAGAUUGUCACUUCAAAGUGUUUAAGUGGCCUGAUAUUUAAAUUGUAAUAUUUGAUUUACCAUUAAUUUGAAGAAUUGUUUACAACUACGAGGAGAACAGCACCACUUUGUGAUUUCCUCACUAUAAUGUGAAGUUUGCCUAGAAAUCGGAGGUAAUUUAUGAUGGAAGACAAUGAAAGCAAAUACAUAAUUAAAUCUCCUUAAUUUCAUGCAUGGGGUUACAGACUGAACUAACUUUUUUGCUCUCUUUAAAACAACAGCCAACACCCUCUCUAAUGCAUUUCAUUGGUCAGGACUUGAUUCAGUCUAAGAUCCUUGCUAGCGAUUCAUCUCUCAGAGUGCUUGCCUUUGGAGGAGAAUCCUGCCCAACCCUCUCCACCCUCAGAGCAUGGAGACCACCAGGAAGCAAGACACUGAUGUACAAUUUGUACGGCAUUACUGAGGUGUCCUGUUGGGCUUCUUGCUAUCAUAUUCCUAAUGAUCAGUUGGAAUUUAGGGAAAUAGCAAGUGACGCAGAUAAUGGUAAUUGCAGAGAGAAAAGUCUAGAUGAUUUCCCAGUUGGGAUUGUAAGUGAUGUACCUCUUGGCCUACCACUGUCUAACACUGUGAUUGAAAUCCGAGAUGAAAAAAAUGAACUUAUCAAAGAAGGCAUUGGGCAGAUUUACAUUGGUGAGAUCACUUAUCAAAAUAUGAAUGUUAAUUGCGAGUUUAACAAGUACGACAUAAUACUCUCACUUUGUGUCUGUCUCCUUAGCAAGUUGUUCAUCAUAAAUAGAGAGUGAAGGUACACUGUAGCUGUCUGUUUUUAUGUUUUCCCUUUUUUAUAACUCAGAUGAUUUACUUUGGAUAGUCUCUCAAAAUUCACAGCACACUAUAUUACCAUAGCUGGAUACAUAUGUAACUCCACAUGAUUGAAGCCAUUUUUGAAGUAUUGUGCAACACUGCACUUAAAAUUGUAAAAGUGGGCUGGAUUAAUCAGCCUUUGCACGCUACAUUUUGACUAACUAACGCUCUUGUCUUUUUUCAAUAAUAGUUAAAAUAAUAUAGCACUGAAUUCCAUAUAUCUUCAAUAUUGAAUCAAGUCUGUGGUGGGAUCAUGAAAAUGCCCAAAUAAACCUUUAACGCUUCUAAAGACAUGUACAUGUAUGAGCUUGUUUAUUAGAUUUGAACUGAAUCAAAAUAAUAUGAUGUUGUGUUACUGUAACUGUAUUGCAGGUGGUCCAGACCGUGUUUGUCUCCUUGGUGAUGAAACAUCACACACUGCAGAAACCAAGCGUAAAACAGGAGACUGGGCGUAUGUGAAAAACCACUGUGUCUGGUUUUGUGGACGCAGAGACCGACAAAUAAAGCGCAUGGGAAAGAGAAUAAACCUAGACUGGAUUGAGCAUGAAAUUGCCAGAAAACUUCUUGGCAGUGAGUGUUCUCUGGUUUUAGACAAAUCAGGUGGGAUAAGUCAAUCAAGAAUUCACUUAUUUGUGGUCAGUGAAUCUUCUUUGUAUAACAGCAAGAAACUUGCAUCACUAAGAAGUAAUCUGCAUAACCUGUUACCAGUUUAUGCUCAACCUGAUUUUGUUCACCUAGUGCCUAAACUGCCAAUGACAGCUCAUGGAAAGACUAACCGCGAUGGGCUCUUAAGGAGUGUUCAGAAAUCCUUAGCUCACAAAGAUAUAAAAACUAUCAGAGAAUUACUUCAAAGUUCUUGGAAAGAGUGUUUACAAGUGACCAAGGCCAUAAGAACAGAUUCUGACAAACUUGAAUUGUUCCAGAAUGAUCCUGUCAUGAAAUUAAGCGCAUGGGAUGUAAAGGAAGAUGAUCUGUUUAUUGCCAGCGGUGGAACAUCCCUAGAGGCUGUGCGAUUGGCAGAUCUUAUUGAAUCCUGGCUAUCCAAACAAGUAAAGACCCCUAUGAACUUUCCAGAAUUACUGGAUGUUAUUUUAAGCCAAUCAUUUGGCGCUCUUUGUGGCUACAUGGAGAGUGCAGUAAAUGGCCAAAGUGGAAUUGAUUUGGGCAGUAUUAAGGGGACAACCAUGGUAUAUAAAGAAGAAGGUGAUAAUGAUGAGAUUUUCUCUGAUUUAAAUUCUGGCAAAGAUGCCAUGAAACUUCCAUUGAAGAGGAAAUUGUUAUCUUCAGUUGAUGGUGCUUCUCCGAAAGAUGAAGUGGAUGUUAAGUCGAAGAGGUUAUCAACUGCAGAGAGAAAGAGCAACUCAGUCAAAAGUGGAACAAACAAUUCAGAGUUGAAAACUUGUUUCUGCUCUAUACGCAGAGGAAACCAGUGGACUGUUUGCACGUUUUGCACUUUAUCAAGACCCUUUUCAACUAGUGAUAUCACCAGUCAAACAGAGUCCUUUGCACCCAAUGAAAGUCACCUUCAUUAUUUCUCUGCAUCUGAUGAUGUAUCAACCAAUAAAAAUCAGACUCUCCCCUCCCCUGAAGAUGUGAAUGCUCCUGGUAGCCAGGUCACUGUCACUUGUCAGUGGCGCACAUGUCUAUACAAAUGCAUUGAUGCCUCCCCACUUGUGGUGAACUCUCCAGGGGGGUGCGGGGGUGAAGUUUUCAUUGGGUCACAUGGUAAAGUGUUCAUGUGCAUUAGACUCAGUGACGGUGAAGUCCUGUGGGAGAGAAGUGUGGGAGACAGAAUAGAAUCAUCUGCAGCAAUUUCUGCAUGUGGCACUUAUGUCAUUGUAGGUGAGGUAUUUUUGUUAUCGCAGGGAGACUGCGAAUAUUGACACAAUCUUGGAAGAGCUAAUAUCUUUCAUUUUUGAAUAUUUGAAAGAAGUGGCAUUCCAACAAAGAGCCUUAGAAAAAUGCAUUCUUUAAAGACCAAGCGUCAGUUCCGAGUAUCCUACCCCUGAUAGACUUCAAAACAGUCGGCGAAGCGCUGGCGUGAUAUUAGAGAGGUUAAACAUCACGAUUACGUCAAACGGCAAACUCGAAUUUGUACCACGUGACCAAGUUUCCCGUUUACUUUUCGUUUACUGUUCAUUAUUUCUACCCAUAAAUAAGUAGUUUCGCGCAAUUUUUAUACCCAUAAAAAUUGAUUUGGGCUGUUUUUAUCUGCUUAUGUUCUAUUUUGAGAAAUUCUCAACUUGAAUUUGACGUUUGCCGUGUACGUAAAGCUUAAACACACUAUUUUCGCUCGAAGCGCGUGGCUUCCCCCUCACCCCAGACCUUUCCUUUGGCCGCUCGUGCGCGCGUUUUUAACCUAGGCGAAAAUACGGGCUGUUUUGCAGUCCGUACCCCAGAUAAAAUACUAGCAAAAGUAAAAUUAAGUAACUGGAGACAGAAAGGGUGGAAAGAAACCUCUGACCUUCUUGAAGAUAGCUGCCAAUGUUUUUCAUUUACAAUGCAGUCUAAAAAAGAUGAGUGCGUGGCAUGAAAGAUAAUGCAGAUCACGCCAGGAGAAAUAUUUCAAGUUGCUGCCAAUGUUUUACAUUUACAAUGUGGUAUAAAAAAGUGAAGGCUUGGCAUCAUAAGUAAUGCAGAUCACGCCAGGAAAAAGAUUUCAAAUUUUCUUGCGCCUUGCGUCCUAAUUCUAGGCUAAAUCAGGACUACUUCAAAGUGGUUAUAGACAUUUUUUUUUACUUUCGAAAGGUGCACCCAAGGUACUGUUCGUUUCCUUAGAGCUUAAGUUGUUUUUCUUUUUAACAUGUUUUCUUUUGUUUUGUGUUUUUUUGUAGGUUGUUACGACGGCAAAGUCUAUGUAUUUAACCGCUUUACUGGUGACACACAUUGGACAUUUCAAACUGAUGCAACAGUAAAAAGUUCACCUUGUACAGACUCACAGACAGGGUUGACUUGGGUUGGGUCACAUGAUCAUCACCUGUACGGUCUCGACAUCAAGCGCAAGCAGUGUGUCUGUACAGUGCACUGUGGUGGUGGAUCAUGCUUCAGUUCUCCUUGCAUUAGUCAUGAGCCUCAUUUAGUUUUUAUUGCUACAUUGACUGGCCGUGUUGUUGCUGUUGAUGCCGAUGAGCACACUGUCCUUUGGAGUCAGCAGUGUCCCAAACCAGUGUUUGCAUCACCUCUAUUGAUCCCCUGUGGCGUUGUGUGCGCAUGCGUUGAUGGGCUUGUUUAUUGUUUUGAUUUUCAAGGAAGAGAGACGUGGUGCUUUGAAACUGGCGCCCCUAUUUUUUGUUCCCCUGCUUAUACUAGAACAGAAUGGGAUUCUGACACCCCUGGGUAUAUCGUGUUUGGAUCUCAUGAUAAACGCGUGUACUGUUUAUCAGUUGAUGGAAAGAUGCAGUGGAGUUUUAUGGCUGAUGGACAAGUGUACUCAAGUCCUUUCGUUACUCAACUAAAUUUCAAGCAUCAGACAGGCUUUCACUCAAGAUGUCAUGUGACAUGUAAAACGCGUCACACAAAUCACGCAAAAAUGGCAGUGUUUGUGUUGUCCACUGUGGGAACCCUGUUUAUACUGGAACUCAAGUCUGGUAUUCUUUUAGGUUCUUACUCUUUACCUCGUGAAGUAUUUUCAUCUCCAGUUGUUACUGAUCAGCAAGUACUUCUUGGGUGUAGAAAUAACUAUAUUUACUCCCUAAAAGUGAAUCAAACCGCGGGUGACUACACUCAGGUGUCACAGUCAUUUCCUCGUCUUUAG